Molecule: messenger RNA, 429 nt
Organism: Aaosphaeria arxii CBS 175.79
Lineage: Eukaryota; Fungi; Ascomycota; Dothideomycetes; Pleosporales
Product: U6 snRNA-associated Sm-like protein LSm6
Exons: 3
Biological process (GO): maturation of SSU-rRNA; mRNA splicing, via spliceosome
Cellular component (GO): P-body; U4/U6 x U5 tri-snRNP complex; nucleolus
Molecular function (GO): RNA binding
Source: RefSeq, a predicted model, not a curated record
UUUGGAUUGUAUUGCGACACAAGCCAUCACAUACGAUCCACAGAAACGACAACACGAUCGAACACUGCUACUUCGAUCCUGGUAUCGAGAGAAAAGUCUACGCCUCCAACACACAUCCAAGGAUUACAAGCACCUUCAACGCCUAAAAUCAUGGCAAACCUAGAAGACCAGGUGCUCGAGAACGGCGACAGCCCAGGCGAGGAGGCAAAGGGCGAUGCCAGAGACCCGAGCGGUUUCCUCAGCGAGAUCAUCGGUGCCCCAGUGACCAUAAAGCUGAACUCUGGAGCCGUGUACAAGGGAGACCUCCAAUCCGUGGACGGCUAUAUGAACAUCGCACUCGAGCGUUGCAGAGAGAUCUCCGAGGGAAAGGUGAUCAGGAAUUGGGGAGACGCCUUCGUGCGCGGCAACAACGUCACGUACAUCUCUGCU